CGACACAAGUGGUUGUUAUUGUAGCCGCGAUUUCGUCCGACGAGAAGUUGCUCGCUCUAUUGUGUCCGGUGCGCCUCCAUCAAGCCCGCAGAUAAGCGGUGUCUCGUCAAACUGCCACAGUAGAAUAAAAAAUACGCAUAAAAUGGCUCGCUGCUUUGCGCUUUCCAUCGUCGCUGUGACCUGCCUGAUCAGUGUAGCCUACGGUAUGGACUGUACCUUAGGAACCAGUGACAAUUUUCUCGACAAAUUCGUAAACUCCUGUCCGAGACCACUGAUUGAUCCCAGCGAAAAUAGCUAUUGUUGCCCGAGAGUCGACGGUUCUGUUUACUGCUGUGAUUUGGCAGAGUUCACAAUGAAAACUGGACUGACCAUAAUCAUUCCUGUUAUUAUUGCUGUGGUGGUUAUCAUCUCACUGAUUGUGUUCUGUAUUUCCUGCCUUUGCUGCGCCUGUUGUCCAUGGUACCGACGACGUCACCGUGGAACCAUCUAUAGCAGCAUGCAAACACCUGGUACGGGUGUUCAUGUUAUCCAGACGCCUCCUGGAAAUUCUGGCUACACUGUUCAUCAGAUACAAAAUCAACCGCCAAUUUAUGCGACUGCUGAAUCAGCUAUGCCGCAGCAUCCCGUUCCUCCUCCUCAAUACACCAGAGAAGAUUACACUAAACAAGCACCCUACAAUCCAAGCUACGUCCAGUAAAAUGUGAAACCAAGUACACGUGUCGCUCGGUGAUCGAGGGCGUUGAUACGGAAUUGAGCGUCUCGCCGAUGAACAAAAGAUUAUGCGCCUUACGAUUUGAAACUUGAAUGUAAUCCUUCCAAGUGUAUAUUUAAAUACCCUGAAUGCAUGUCGCGAGGAUCCCUUGAGGGAUCAUUGUGGGAUGAAUAAUUACCGUGGAAUUUCUGUCCGAGCGAAGUGUGAUGUUGGCAAGCGAUUUAUAAAUCAAAGUGUUUUUUUUUUUCGAUUCUUCCUUUAUGACAUACUUAUGUCACCACUUACAUUACACCGGUGGUUGUUUUUGUAAUCCACAACAAGGCGCAGACUGUUAGAAAUACUAGCCGCCAACAUCACGUUUAGUCUCGUAGAUUUAUGUUCAGAUUUUAUUGGUAUUUUGUCUUCGAUCUUACAAAAAGAGUCUCCUAUUUUUUAGGUAUAUUAUAUACAAGAGCUGUGAUGGCCGAUUAUAUGUGCUUGCCGAUUAAUUAGUAUGUAACAUUAUUCAAAGUCAGAGCUAAUUGUAAAGUUUAAUUCCGUGGAGCAUAUUGACAGUCAGGUCUUGUCGUCAAGAUUAGCUCUUAUACAUGAGUUAUGCAAAAUGCAGAUAGAGAAAGGAUCAUUAGAGCAAAACCUUGCCUCAAGUCCCGACUAUUAAUACCGCCACUCAUAUCUUGUAAUUCUGUUCUACGUUUUAAGUUGAGAAUGACGCGAGUUGAACAAUACAGUUUUUCGAUCGGAUGGAAGAUAUCAAUUGCAUAUCUCACCCAGUGUGGGAUUAAGAUUGGCGGAUGGUAGCAUCAUGCUCUUCUCCUCGUUAGAUUAAUUAUUCGUUGUCUUUAUUUUCGUGAAAAAACAUUUCGAUGAAGUGUGUAGAUGAAUCAACGUGUAAGCAUAUUUUUAGAAAUAAGUUAUAUCUAUGCAGUAUUCGGGGACCUCUUACUUUUUCCACUUGUCAGUAAUGAUUACGGGAGGUGCAGAAUUCUCGCAAUUUACUGGGUCAAAAGAGUGAAAUGAUGUAAGUGAACCUGAUAAUGAUGUAAGAAUUUUUGGAUUGUUUCGCAAUAAAUAUCUUUAUAUUUUGGAUGGAAA
Messenger RNA from Diprion similis, 1804 nucleotides. Its product is annotated as protein shisa-5-like. NCBI's taxonomy places the organism in Eukaryota, Metazoa, Arthropoda, Insecta, Hymenoptera, Diprionidae. The transcript has 5 exons. The record is from RefSeq and is a predicted model, not a curated record. Bases 143 to 697 code for a protein of 184 amino acids.